This is a messenger RNA of Vollenhovia emeryi, 4300 nucleotides long. RefSeq lists its product as uncharacterized. Gene Ontology annotation, cellular component: nucleus. The transcript has 2 exons. Lineage: Eukaryota; Metazoa; Arthropoda; Insecta; Hymenoptera; Formicidae. The coding region runs from base 7 to 759 and encodes 250 amino acids. Gene Ontology annotation, biological process: regulation of cell cycle. The record is from RefSeq and is a predicted model, not a curated record. Gene Ontology annotation, molecular function: cyclin-dependent protein serine/threonine kinase inhibitor activity.
CGAAAUAUGAGCGCGCGAGUGCUGAACCCGGCGAUGAUGACGGAAAUAAGCAGGAACCUGGACGGCGGCGGCGGCGGCGGCGGACGAGCGGCGCCGAGCAGGGCCGCGCUCGCGCGCGUCCGCCGCGAUCUCUUCGGACCGGUGGACCACGCGGCGGCGCGGGCGCUCGCCGACCGCGAGCUGCAGGCCCAGUCGCGGCUCGACGCCGACCGCUGGGGCUUCAACUUCAAGCUGGGCGUGCCGCGGUCCAAUUCGCGCUACGAGUGGAAACCGCUGACGGAGCACGACGUCGUGCCCGAGCCCUACGCCCUGCGCGGCAUGCCCUACCUGAGGAAACACGCGCCCGGGACGCCGCGCAAGCUGCGCCUCGACGAGGCGUCGUCGAGCAGCGCCGCCGCGACGUCGCCGUCCGCGACGGGGACGACGUCGCUCGCCGCGGCGUUGACGAGCACGAGGAUCGCCGAGCAGACCGAGUCCGUCGUCGUCGCCACGCCGACGGCCGAGAGGACGCCGCCGCAGGAGCCCCGCGUGCCCGAGAUCGGCGAGGCCACGACGCCGCAUCACCUCCCGGACGCGGACGCCAAGAGGAAGAGGUGCUCGAUGGAGCCGACCACCCCCGUGCUGUCCCACGCCGCGAGGAAACAGUCUGCGAUCACCGACUAUAUGAAGAGUCGUAAGCGCGGCCUGAACGGCACCGCAAAGAGCAUGAUAGAGCCGCCGGAGAAGAUCGCUCGCAACGCGGGUCAGAUACGCAGCUAAAAGCCUUCAGCUUCCUCGAUCCAACUUGGCCGUCCUCUUCCACCUCGUUCGUACGCGACGCGGGACAGUACCGGAAGUGGGAAGCUGCACACCGCCCGCGUGGAGUAACGGGGAGAGAAGAGGGCAAGGGACUCGGACAGGAGGCGCGAGGUCCGCGUUGGCUGUGCCAUUCACAUAUAGUUUUAUCCGCCAUGAGCGCAGGCGAAAACAGACGGAAAUAAACGAAUAAAAGCGAGGAAAAGGGAGAAAAAGAAAAAAAUCUAGACACUGAAAGUGUAAACGCCGUUCUCCAUCACGUAUAUCUUCAUCCGUCAUAUCGCUUUGUAAUACCGCGAGGAUUACGAGAAUAGCAGCAACGAUCAAGAGAGGAUGUGGGAGAGACGGAGGUUCAAGACAGAGAAACGAAGAGAGAAACGAAAGACGCUUGGUGGGGAAAAGAGAAUACGACUCUCGUCGUUAUUUUUUUAUGAUAUGUGUCACAUCUUUUUCUGUAUUAGACUAUAGAGUAAGUAACACUAAGGAGAAUAUAAAUAAUUAGAUUGUAGAUAAAGGAAUAUUGAUUUGUGUCCAAAUUAAUUAAUGUAAUAUAUUCUUUGUUUGUUUCUGAAACGUUCUUAGAAAAAUGUUUAAACAACGUCGUUACACAAAUACGUUAUGUGAGAAAGGGUGAGUGUGUGUGCGCGCGCGUGAGUGAAGCUAAGAAAUACAUGCAAGUUUGUAUAGGCUAUUCUCAUAGGGAUUAGUUGAUUAGACAUUAAGAUAUAGAACAGAGUAUAUCGCGCGUAUUCAUUGGAUCUAAUUGAAGGGGACGCUUGAGUCUGGUCCAUGGAAUUUCGGUACUCGCGAUUGCCGCGUUCUAACCCGGUGAUAAAAAUUCUUUCGCUAAAGCUGUGAAGAUAUUAAAGGUCUAUUUGAAAACGGUGGGGCGGAGAUAUCGCGCCGGUUUCGACGCCGUGGCUUUGAAACGUGUGCGAUAUCGAAGCGAUUUCGAAUUAUUGAAAAGUUUCUCACGCGAGCCUUUGUUUGGAGUUCUCAAACGAAUCGGAAUAUUUUUUUCCUCGGUUUUGCAAAAACCCCGAAGAGGAUAAGUGCAAAAGAGAGAGGGAGAGAGAAAGCGGUUGCGAUUCCGUGGCCAGUGAAUGCGACCAGUUUUAAGGAAGAAGAGAAAUAUAUGGAUUUAGCUGUAGUUCGUUACCCAAGAUUAAGCAUUGAUCUCCUGUACGAAUUUAAGAAAGUACAGCCGAUGCCAAAUCACCCCGUGAUUUUUUCUUCUCUACCUAUUAAACGCAGAAAAAAAAAGAAGAUUCGUUCAUCUCCUUUCUCCCUUUUCCCCUUCUUCGCCCCGUAUCGCAUUUGUUUCCGGCAGAUAAUGGCAGGGGACACGUAAUCGUCGUAAAGCUUUUGUGGAAAGAACAUAAUUCGGUUGCCUCUUUUACAUUAUCCCCAUUUCUUUUACUUUCUUUUAAACAUUUUCACUUUCGGUUAAAUUGGAUUCUUCGGUUUUGCCGCGAUAUUCUCUCGAAAAUUUACUUAGACACUGCUUUUUCAGCUAUGCUUUUCCGCGUUUCAAUUGAUUUAGACAAAUGUAACAGCCUUACAUAAAAAUCCACAACUUUAAACGUCUAUGUUUGAUUAAACGUAAAACUAGUAGAGUUUUUUUUAGAGAUUUAUCUUAAUAUCUAAUCUUAAAAAGUAUAUGUAUACUCGAUGAUAUUCUGAUAUCUUCGUCAGGAAUAUUAAAUUAAUCACAAUGGCAUUAACCUUUUGUUAGUCGCACAAUGUAUACGUUUUAAGAGGAGGCGAGCUUCUUUCAGUAAUAAUGCUCUUUCCAGUAUACAUAUAAAUGAAAAGGAAAACAAAAGAAAUAGUGUGCGCACCGGAAAUCAAUCUUCAACUAUCUAACAAGAGGCUAAUGGCUUGCGAAUUUUUAUUCUCAUAAUUGAGUGAUUACGAGAAGAAGCAUUUUCUUUGACAGGCAUCAUUGAGACCAAGAAUAAAGCAUUUCACAGCGUAGAAGGAUUUCAGUGCAAAUAGUGAAGCGAGCGAAUUUAUUUCGUUGGCCAACGACGAAUUUACGAAGCACAAAAUAUUAGCGUAAACUAUCUAAUUGUAUGUUAAUUGAGUUGUCGACGAAUAUGAAGAACUGUUAAACAUGUUCAAAGGAAAAAUCGAAGCUUUCGACGGUUGUGAGGAGAAAAUCUAUCGACUGUGUCUACUUCGAAUAAACUCGCGCAUUUUGAGGGCCAUGUCUCCAACUUGGCGAAAUUUCAUCCAAGUAGACUCGAUAGUUUGGUGCUCCUUUAAAAACCAGAAACCAAUUCGAUUGCUCGGUUGCACGUUCUUAAUAGUCGAGUUUCGUAAUGGUAGCUAUGUUUAUCAUACGACUUUCUGUUUGUUAAUACCCUAUAACGCGAUCCUCGUCAGAUAUCCUAUCGUAACUUGCUCUUCCUGAAACGUUUUCCUGUUCGCCAUUUCCCUUUUUGAGAUUAUAACCCAAAAAAUACGACUGGUGGUUACAAACUAUUUUUUCAAAGUCCGCCCGUAACAUCCGAGCAUGUGGGAGAGAAGCGUCGAAAAAAAAAUUGCAAACGAUAAAUCCAAUCUCAAGUGUACGCAUUGAUCGCAAUGUUCGUUUUCUUCCGCGCGGAACGGAAAGUCCAGAGUUUCACAAAAUUCACAAAAUAGCGGUUGGAUCGGUUGAAAGUAAACUAUCAUUGAUUAUUACGUUCAUGACAGAUGCGGCACCUCGCGAUUUCGGCAUCAGCGCAGCAAGUCGGUGAGGGACAAAUGAGUGAAGUUAAUCCGGCGAUGUCACUGUGGUGUACAGAAUUUUUCCGAUUGAAAUUUUUCUCAAUGAAGACAGGAUCGUGAUGACAGCUUCAAGUUUUAGUGAAAAUAUUUUCCGUUUUUAUUGACGUACCGCAAAAUUAAAUAAAAAUGAUCGAAGGUACUUUAUACCGCACGGUGUCACCGCUGGAUAAGAAACACACAGAACUUGGGAAUCUUGGAAUCUCGUAAGAUCUGAGAAAGUCGGGACGCGUGGUGCCUGUCGUGGAGAAAACUACAAAAAAAAAUAGUAAAGAGAGAAAAAUCUAAUGUUUAUGUAACCCUGUGAUGUAUUAGUAUGAUCUCAGUAAACAUAACUUAGCGUGUACUUCUUAUCUGUAAUAAUUAGUUUAUGUAUGUCUAUGGCGAUAGCGAGAAAUUGUGACGGACACCUGAAAGGUGUUGUGUCGUAGAGUAUAAAGGAUAUAGAACGAUUUCCGAUAUUUGCGUGCGUGCGUGCAUGUGAUAUAUGUAUGAGAGUGUGUGCGUGCCGCAGAAUGAAGGAUGAGAGAGAGAGAUAAAACAGAAGAGAGGCCACCUAGUGAAUCACGCUUCACUUUCAGUCGACACUUGGCGAUAUAAAAUUAUAUAUGUGUAACGACAAUAUUAUAUUAUAUAUAUAAAAGCUGUAACUAUAAGAGAGUCUAAAAAAACUAACUAACUAGCAUAAGAGAAUUGUGACCCCAUUUGUUUAUUAAAAAAAGAUCUAUCUAUA